AGUGACCAUUAUCAUUGUUUGAAAGUUGUUGAAAGUGAAAAGAAACCUUAACGUCAAAAUGAUGAAGGAGCUUCGCAUAAAGAACAUCCUCACUGGCCUCUUCGCUUCGGCGCUGUGCGUUGGACUCUCCAUGGCAUUGUAUCCCGACAGCGUAAACGUGGCUUCACGCUCGUCUGGACUGCAGGGCUGUCGGGCAACCACCACUUCCGUGCGCUUCAGGACCCUGACGAUGCGAGGGCCGAAAUCGAUGGUGACGUACCGACGCCUCACGAUCUCGGCGAACGAUUUGGCCUUCGCAACGACUGCGUCCAAUAACAUCGCAGCUUCGGAUGUGGUUCAGUGCGCGAGAAUGUCUGCUUUGGCAAAUAUGACUGCCUUCGCCUUCGAUGGAACUUGCAUGGCAUACCAAUUCAACAGGAAGCUCUGCUCCUGCCUCGGUGGCGAAAAAGUCAUUUACGUGGCGAAUUCCAGCAUUUCCUACGGACCGCCUGCAACUGUGCCCUUCAGCACCGCUCCCUACAUCAACACCACUGUCGAAGGUAUCGAAUUCAGGCAGUACCGGCUCGUGAAUUUCUUCUCAGAUGUCUUUUCUCAAGUUUUGAAAUCAUUUGACGUAAAUGCGCUCAAUAUAUACGAGGACUAUUACCUUUUUCCUCGAGAAGGUGGCGGUUACAACGCUGCUCAAUCCGUCUAUUUGGACCUGGCUUCUUGCGUCACCGACGUCCCAUGCGGGGUGCCCGUCCUCAUCAGCACAACUCGUCCGACUUAUUACAUACUGAACGAAUGUGGCAAAACCAUCCAACUCUCGCCUCAAAAUGAAGGAGAUCAAAUUUUGGUGUACUCACAUCCCGGGUUUGGAUGUAAGGCUUUCCCCGACGGCCCAACCUACAACUGCAACGUCACCUUCACGACACCGACUACACUGGGCUUAGGCUAUUUUGGUUAUUUUUCUGGCGCUGACGGGUCCUGCGACGGCUACACGCUGGGCCUUGAAACGUCCGGCAGUUCAAACAUACUUGAUUUGUGCACUGCUGCUAAUGGAUGGCUCGACCCCUUGAAUCAACCCCUAACUAUCACUCUCCGAGGCACUGCAGCGGCGAAGACGUUCAAAGCGGGGUUUACUGUUACAAUGGUUUUAGCUAGUGCCUAGUGUCUACGUGUCUACCGCCUAGUCUCAUAAGUGAUGAGACUGCCCGCCUAGUGUCUACGUGUCUACCGCCUAGUCUCAUAUGUGAUGAGACAGGCAGUCUAGUGUCUACGUGUUUACCGCCUAGCCUCAUAAGUGAUGAGACUGGAGCCUAGUGUCUACGUGCCUACCGCCUAGUCCCACAAGUGAUGAGACUGGCCGCCUAGUGUCUACGUGUCUACCGCCUAGUCUCAUAAGUGAUGAGACUGGCCGCCUAGUGUCUACUUGUCUACUGCCUAGUCUCAUAAGUGAUGAGACUGGCCGCCUAGUUUCUACGUGUUUACCGCCUAGUCUCAUAAGUGAUGAGACUGGCCGCCUAGUGUCUACGUGUCUACCACCUAGUCUCAUAAGUGAUGAGACUGGCAGCCUAGUGUCUACGUGUCUACCACCUAGUCUCAUAAGUGAUGAGACUGGCAGCCUAGUGUCUACUUGUCUACCACCUAGUCUCAUAAGUGAUGAGACUGGCAGCCUAGUGUCUACGUGUCUACCACCUAGUCUCAUAAGUGAUGAGACUGGCAGCAUAGUGUCUACGUGUCUACCACCUAGUCUCAUACGUGAUGAGCCUGGCAGCCUAGUGUCUACGUGUCUACCGCCUAGUCUCGUAAGUGAUGAAACUGGCAGUCUAGUGUCUACGUGUUGAUGGGAGGCAUCCAAGCAUGUGUGUGAGAAUUAGAAUUUCAUACUGACGACAUUUUGAUCCUCAGUAGUUAUUAGUUUAGAGAAUUAAUGUCUCUGCUGUCUCUGGCAAUGAUUGACAAUAAUCUCGAGCAGCGGUUUGCUAUUAGGUUUUGCUUCCGACUUUGACACAGUGCGAAAUUGGCUAAACCUUUAAAGUGUAAAGCACGCUUUGUUUUCAUGUUUAUCGGUUGAACACAACUUCGGGUUGAAUAAACAGUCAGCACUGAGAGAAAUGGGCGGGUCUUGAUGACCCAC
This is a messenger RNA of Hyalella azteca, 2119 nucleotides long. RefSeq lists its product as uncharacterized. NCBI's taxonomy places the organism in Eukaryota, Metazoa, Arthropoda, Malacostraca, Amphipoda, Hyalellidae. The record is from RefSeq and is a predicted model, not a curated record. The coding region runs from base 59 to 1150 and encodes 363 amino acids. The transcript has 9 exons.